GCACCGUGGCUGUGUUGGACUGUGGCCUUCAGUCAACAAUGUCAGGGUCACAUUGACAGGAGUGAGAUCGUGUCAACAUGUCAGGACAGAAUUGAUUCAAAGGCGGCAUCGCCUGCAGCACAAUUGUUUUAUCAAUAUUAGUGUUCUACAAUAUUGAAAGUAUAUGAGACAUUUUAGCUUUAAUAAUAUUUACACCAGGGCCUACAAACUCAUAAAUCUUUAAAGUAAAAGAGUUGAAAAAUGUAAUUGAAAAAAAUAUUGUCUAUCCAUCCAUCCAACCAGCUCAAAAAUCACUGUAGAAAACUGCAACCCUCCUUGGCAUCUCUCCAUCUUUUUUUUUUUAUCAGGUUUGUCUGACCUAAACCUGGGGGCUCGAUAACUUUAAUAAUAUAGGUUAGGGGUUAAUAUUUAAUCACAGAUUCCCUUUGAAGGGUGUAGCAACCACAGAAUAUAAAAGGAGGACUUUUCUGUUCAGUCCGUUACCUCCUGCAGCCAUGAAGGUGCUCGUGUUGGCUCUCGCAGUGGCUCUAGCUGUUGGGCACCAAGUGUCCUUUGCCCCAGAAUUUGCUGUUGGAAAGACCUACGUGUACAAAUAUGAAGCGGUUCUGAUGGGAGGCCUGCCUGAAGAAGGGCUAGCACGGGCCGGACUGAAGAUCCUCAGUGAAGUUAUGAUCCACCCUGUAACUGCUGACACCUUCGUGCUCAAGCUUGAGAAACCUGAACUGUUUGAGUACAGUGGAAUCUGGCCCAAAGAUGCUUUCAUUCCUGCCACCAAGCUCACCUCAGCCUUGGCUGCUCAGCUCUUGACACCCAUCAAGUUCGAGUAUGCCAACGGCGUUGUCGGCAAGGUGUUUGCACCAGCUGGCAUCUCCACCACCGUGCUGAACAUUUACAGGGGACUCAUCAACAUGUUCCAGCUGAACAUCAAGAAGACCCAGAAUGUCUACGAGCUGCAGGAGCCUGGAACACAAGGUGUGUGCAAAACCCACUACGUCAUCAGUGAGGACACCAAGGCUGAACGCAUUCAUCUGUCCAAGACCAAGGAUCUGAACCACUGUCAGGAGAGAAUCAUUAAGGACAUUGGCCUGGCUUACGUUGAAAGAUGCCCCGAGUGUGAAGCAAGAGGAAAGAUCUUGAAGGGAGCUGCUGCCUUUAACUACGUCAUGAAGCCAAUGCCAACCGGUGCUCUGAUCCUGGAGGCCACCACCACAGAGCUGAUCCAGUUCUCUCCACUGAACAUCAUGAAUGGUGCUGCCCAGAUGGAGGCUAAGCAAGUCCUUAAAUUUGUGGAGAUCCUGAAGACCCCAGUGGAGCCAAUCGGAGCCGAUUAUCUUGACCGUGGAUCCCUGCAGUACGAGUUUGGCAGCGAGCUUCUUCAGAAUCCCAUCCAGCUUCUGAGAAUUAGCAAUGCUGAGGCACAGAUUGUUGAGAUCCUAAACCACCUGGUGACCAACAACGAGGCUAAGGUUCAUGAAGAUGCUCCUCUGAAGUUCAUCGAGCUCAUCCAGCUCCUGCGUGUGGCCAGAUUUGAGACUAUCGAGGCUCUCUGGAAUCAAGUCAAAGCUAAACCUGAUCACAGGCACUGGAUCCUGAAUGCCGUUCCCGCCAUUGGUACUCAUGAAGCUCUGAGGUUCAUCAAGGAGAAGUUCCUGGCUGGUGAGGUGACAAUUGCUGAAGCUGCUCAAGCCCUGCUGGCAGCUGUGCACAUGGUGACUGCUGACAUGGAAGCCAUCAAGCUUGCUGAGGGCCUAGUACUCAACCACAAGAUACAAGAAAACCCUGUCCUGUUGGAGAUCGUGUGGCUCGGCUACGGAACCCUGGUUGCCAAAUUCUGUGUAGAGGCAAAAUUUUGUGUAGCGAAUCACGCUUGCCCUGCUAAACUUGUGCGGCCUAUCCAUGAGCUCGCCUUCGAGGCUCUAAACAAAGGCAACGUAGAGGAGAUCACUAUCGCCUUGAAGGUCCUUGGCAACGCCGGACAUCCUGCUAGCCUUAAACCCAUCAUGAAGUUCCUGCCUGGUUUUGGGAGUGCUGCUGCUAACCUGCCACACAGAGUUCACAAUGAUGCCAUCUUGGCCAUGAGGAAUAUUGCAAAGAAAGAGCCCAAGAUGAUCCAGGAAAUCGCUGUCCAGUUGUUCAUGGACAAGGCUCUUCCCGCAGAGCACCGUAUGGUUGCUGCUAUUGUGUUGUUUGAGACCAAAGUGCCCAUGGCUCUGGUGACCACUCUGGCCAAUGCCCUGCUGAAGGAAUCAAAUAUGCAGAUUGCAAGCUUUGUCUACUCUUACAUGAAGGCCCUCACCAGAACCACUGCCCCUGACCUUGCCUCAGUUGCUGCAGCCUGCAAUGUCGCUGUGAAGAUUCUCAGCCCCAAAUUUGACAGACUGAGCUACCGCUUCAGCAGGGCUCUUUACAUUGACGCCUACCACAGCCCCUCUUUGAUCGGUGCUGCUGCCACUGCCUUCUACAUCAACGACGCUGCUACUGUUCUGCCAAAAGCCAUGUUGGCCAAAGUUCGCACUUACCUGGCCGGAGCUUACGCUGACGUUCUUGAGGUUGGUGUAAGAACUGAAGGAAUCCAGGAAGCCCUUCUGAAAAUGGAGGAGGCUCCAGCGAACACUGACAGACUCGCUAAGAUGAGACAAGUCAUCAGGGUUCUUUCUGAGUGGAGGGCUCAUCCCAAUCGCCCACCUCUGGCCUCUGUGAAUGUCAAGUUGUUCGGACAGGAAAUUGCAUUUGCCAAUGUGGACAAAGCGAUCGUCGACCAGCUCAUUGAGAUGGUCAGUGGACCUUCAGUUCAUAGGUUCGGCAGGAGGGCGUUGGAGACUAUGCUGUCUGGGUUCGCUCUGCAUUAUGCUAAACCAAUGCUGCUGGCUGAGGUCCGCCGCAUCAUUCCCACCGCCGUCGGUCUGCCCAUGGAGCUGAGUUUCUACACCGCUGCUGUGGCUGCUGCGUCUGUUGAAUUCCAUGCCAGCGUGAACCCACCUCUGCCUGCGGACUUCCAUGCCACUCAGCUUCUUAAAUCUGACAUCAACAUGAGAGCUGCAAUUGCCCCGUGUGUAUCGAUGCACACCUAUGCAGUUAUGGGUGUGAACACCGCCCUGGCCCAAGCUUCCCUGCUGUCAAGAGCCAGAGUUCACACUAUUGUUCCUGCUAAGAUAGAAGCAAGAAUCGAUAUGAUCAAGGGCAACUUCAAACUUCAGCUCCUGCCUGUGAAGGGCAUCGAUAAGAUCGCAUCCGCCCUCAUCGAGACUGUUGCAGUCGCAAGGAAUGUUGAAGACCUGGCAGCUGCUAGAAUCACACCAGUGAUCCCAGCUCACGGCGUACUUCAUCUGUCGCAUCAUACAUCUUCCCACGAGGCGUCCGUGUCUACUGAGAUUUCUGCAUCCUCCGAGAUCCUGUCUGCCCUGCCAAGACAUGUUGUCAACAAAAUGUCUAUUCCCAAGGCCUACGAGAAGAAAAUGUGUGCAGCGAUCGCCACCUUUGGAAUCAAGGCCUGCACUGAAAUUGAAUCUCAAAACGCAGCUUUCAUCAGAGACUGUCCUCUCUAUGCCAUCAUCGGCAGACAUGCUGUCAUGGUCGAGGUUGCUCCAGCUGAAGGACCAGUCAUUGAGAAGAUUGAGAUUGAAAUUCAGGUCGGAGACAAAGCAGCGGAGAAGAUCGUGAGGGUGAUUAACAUGAGCGAGGAGGAGGAGGUUGUCGAGGAUAAGAACGUCCUCAUGAGACUCAGGAAAAUCUUGAUUCCUGGUUUGAAGAACGCCACAGCAGUUUCUUCUUCUAGCUCCAGCAGUUCACGAGCAAGCAAAUCCUCUUCCGUGUCAUCAGCAUCAUCAUCAUCAUCACGUUCAUCCUCCCACUCCUCUCAACGCCACAGCAAGGUGGUUGAUGCUGCUGCACCCAUCUCCAAGAGAUCCAAGAGAGUGAGCAGCAGCUCUUCCAGCAGUCACUCAAGCCGUCUUUCAAAGAUUUCCAGCUCCAGCCGCUCCAGCCGCUCCAGCCGCUCCAGCCGUGUGUCCAGCAGCCGUUCAUCCCUCGGCUCCAGCAGCAGCUCCAGUGCCAUGUCCAAGCAAGAACAGUUUGACAUCCAGUUCACCAAGAACCACAUCCAUCAGCAUCCCAUCUCAACCGUCCAUUCACACAGCAGUGCCUACAGCUUCGAAGCGAUCUACAAAAAGGCCAAGUACCUUACUAACACAGUUGCUCCUGCCGUGACUGUUCUGAUCCGUGCUGUGAGGGCUGACCAUAAGGUGCAGGGAUACCAGAUUGCCGCCUACCUGGACAGAGCCAACGCCAGGCUGCAGGUGAUUUUUGCCAACCUGGCUGAGAAUGAUCACUUCAGAAUCUGCGCCGAUGGUGUGAUGCUGAGUACCCACAAAGUGAUGGGCAAGAUCGCCUGGGGUCUGGAAUGCAAACAAUACGAGACUGAGAUCACUGCAGAAACUGGUAUGGUGGAUCAGCUGCCAGCACUCCGCCUGAAGCUGACCUGGGACAAACUUCCAAGGAGCAUGAAGCCCUACGCAAGAGACAUCUCUGACUACAUUUCCCGUAUUGCUCAUGAAUUUGGCGUGAAGAUGGCCAAGAACAAGAACAUACCGAAACAGAUCAAACUGACUGUGGCCGUCGCUUCAGAGCACAGCGUGAAUGUUGUGCUGAAAACUCCAACGAGAACUGCUUACAAACUGGCUCUGGGUCUUCCUGUGUCUCUGCCCAUUGGAAACACUGAAGCUGAGCUGCAGAUCUACCAGGACAACUGGGUUGACAAAAUCAUGCACCUGAUCUCCAAGGCUAAUGCAGCCGAGUGCUCUCUGGUCAAGGACACAAUCAUCACAUUCAACAAAAGAAAGAUCCGGACCCAGCUGCCACACUCCUGCUACCAGGUUUUGGCCCAGGACUGCACCCCUGAACUCAAGUUCAUAGUCAUCCUGAAGAGGGAUCAGAUGCAGGAGAAGAACCAGAUUAAUCUGAAGAUUGCAAACAUUGACGUUGACAUGUAUCAACGGGAACAUGGUGUAGUGUUGAUGGUCAAUGGAGUGGAAGUUCCUCUCAGCAACCUGCCCUACCAUCAUCCCACAGCUAAGAUCCAGAUCCUGCAGAAGGAGGAAGGCAUUGCCCUCCACGCUUCAGGCCAUGGUCUCCAGGAGGUCUUCUUCAGUCCCACUGAACUCAAGGUUAAAGUUGCUGACUGGAUGAGGGGACAAACUUGUGGCAUCUGUGGAAACGCUGACGGAGAAAUCAGACAGGAAUUCGUCACUCCUAACCAACGGGUGACCAAGAACGCAGCCAGCUUUGCGUACUCCUGGGUUCUGUCUGGAAAGAGCUGCCGUGACGCCACCGAAUGUCACAUGAAGCUUGAGUCUGUGAAGCUGGAGAAACAGAUUAUGGUUCACGGUCAGGAGUCUAAAUGCUACUCUGUGGAGCCUGUGCUUCGCUGUCUGCCAGGCUGCAUGCCUGUGAGGACCACCACUGUCUCCGUUGGCUACCACUGCCUUCCUGUCGAGGCCAGCAUGAAUCGCCCUGAGAAACUGAGCAUCAUCUCCCAGAAGAGCAUCGAUGUGCACGAAACAGCCGAAGCUCACCUGGCCUGCCGCUGCACCCCGCAGUGUGCCUAAAACCACAGCCACCUGGAAAUUCAUGUCUUACAUAUGGUUUUUGUGCCGUUGUUUGUAACUAUUCAAUAAACUAAGAAGCAAAUG
This is a messenger RNA of Cynoglossus semilaevis (tongue sole), 5687 nucleotides long. RefSeq names its product vitellogenin-2-like. Gene Ontology annotation, molecular function: lipid carrier activity. Gene Ontology annotation, biological process: response to estradiol; cellular response to estrogen stimulus; lipid transport. Lineage: Eukaryota; Metazoa; Chordata; Actinopteri; Pleuronectiformes; Cynoglossidae. The record is from RefSeq and is a predicted model, not a curated record.